ACAUGACGAUUAAUGGAAACACGGGGCGAUGACUCCUUUACGCUACACUGGCGUGAAUCAGCCUGUUGUGGUAUCAAACACGAGGGAGGAGCUUGUUACACGUGCACCUUUAGAUAUUCUGCGGCUACAUGCACCAGAAAAUUUCACUUUUUAGUCCUUACCGGGCAGGCUAAGCGAUUGUGCCAUAGUUUGUAGCAGGUGAACGGUAAGCCAAUGUGGUUCUUUGUAAAGAAAACAAUUUCAACGUUUAAAUUUUUGUUUUUGCUUACGACACUCGUUGUUCUGGUGCUGUUUAAUUUCCCAUUCCGAGCUUUGUCGAGAAAAGUGGAUCAGGAUGUUCAUCCCCAUCAACGAAAUGAAAUAAAAACUAUUUUGGUAUGGAACGGAUCUAACCGAAAAGAGAUACGAGUCUUCGGUAUGGGUAACAACAGCUUCAUCAACCAAAAUUGUACCUACAGUCGGUGCCAAAUCACCGACAAUCGAUCGUUACAACCCCUAUCCUACUACGACGCGAUCAUCGUCGUUUUCAACGAUGAAUUCACGGCCCCUGAUCAAUUAAAGAUGCCUGAAUUUGGAAACAAGCGCAGCAAAAGACAGCGUCUCGUGUUUUUCACUCAAGAAUCUCCUCCAGCCCUGAAGCCUUAUUACAACAUGACCCAACUGGCCAACUUUUUCAACUGGACCAUGACAUACAGAACUGAUGCCGAUAUUCCUUUGCUAUACGGCCGGAUCAUUCCUAAAGAGGCAGCUCCUCGUACAGCAGAAGAGAUUAACCGUAGAAGAGAAAUAUUCCGUAAUAGUAUGCCACCAAAAUCGUGGCGGAAUAAAACAAAAACCGCAGCCUGGAUGGUUUCCCAUUGCAAGACACACAACCAACGAGAAACGUACGUCAAAGAGCUUAGCAAAUACAUUGACGUCGACACAUAUGGCCAAUGUGGUAACUUGUCUUGUGCUCGUGACAUAUUGCAUCAUUCCGAUCCACAGUGUUACGGCAUGCUCGAGUCUACAUAUAAAUUCUAUUUAUCUUUUGAGAAUUCUUUAUGUACAGACUAUGUGACGGAAAAAUUUUUCAAGAUAAUGGGUCACAACAUCGUUCCUGUAGUAUACGGUGGAGCAGAUUACACUAAACAUGCACCGCCCCAUUCUUACAUCGACGCCGGAACUUUCAAACCGCAAGAAUUGGCUGCUUAUCUCAAAUUACUUGACGAAAAUGACACUCUUUAUAACGACUACUUCUGGUGGAAAGAGUACUAUGACAUAGAAUUUAGCGUGGGUAACAUGUCGCGUCACGGUUUCUGUGAUUUAUGCCAAAAGUUACACGAACAACAAGAUCGGGAAUUUCAAUCUUACCAGGAUUUAACGUUUCAAUGGGACGAUAAAAACGCUUGCAAAACAUUCGAUUCAAGUUGGAUAUCUUAAACGAAGAGCUCGGAUGUCACUGAAUUUUGAUGUUAUGUUCAAACUCUACCACCUGUAUGCAAAUAUAAUCCCCAAAGUCAAUACACAU
Daphnia carinata is the source of this 1507-nucleotide messenger RNA. Its product is annotated as alpha-(1,3)-fucosyltransferase C-like. Gene Ontology annotation, molecular function: alpha-(1->3)-fucosyltransferase activity. Gene Ontology annotation, cellular component: membrane. The transcript has a single exon. Bases 214 to 1419 code for a protein of 401 amino acids. The record is from RefSeq and is a predicted model, not a curated record. NCBI's taxonomy places the organism in Eukaryota, Metazoa, Arthropoda, Branchiopoda, Diplostraca, Daphniidae.